AUGGAGGUGCCUGCGGAGGUUUUGGCCGCCGUGUUUGAGUUCCUGCCGGAGCGGGAGCUCCUCCUUGGCGCUGCCCUUGUCUGCCGCCCGGGCAGGCGGCCGGGAAGCGGCGAUCGUCCCAUCUACGUGCCGGCCUCGCCCCGCGCGGAGACGUGCGAACCAGCCGAGGUCGACUGGGCUCAGAGUUUUCGCCUCAUGGUACACCUGCGCAAGGCGCUAGCGGCCAACGCGGCGCUGUUGCUGAGCGAAGAGCACAAGGCGCGCUUUGUCAUCGACGAGCUGCGCGGCCGCUGCGCUAAAGAGCAGGAGGAGGUGCUGGUGUGCGACUUGGCCGGCGUCACCGCCAAGUCCGCUGCGGCUGCGGCUGCGGGCGAAUCGGUGAAGCAGCGGUUCCACAGCGCAGUGAAGGAGGCCUUUCGCUUUCCCGACCACUACGGCCACAACCUGGACGCCCUGAACGACUGUCUCGGCGACCUCGACUGCGAUGCCGCCCACCCCUUGGUGCUGGCCAACAUCACGGCCGACGUCGUCGCCGAUCCCGACACCCGGUGGCCCGUCGUACUCGAGAUCCUGGACGAAGUACUGAACUUAGCCGAGAAGGCCGACGAACCAACGAAGCUGGUCCUCUGGUUCACCCCCGAAGCAGCCCGGCUGCAGGCGGGCCAGCAAGACGAGCUGCCCUUUGGCACGUGGGCCUAA
Molecule: messenger RNA, 699 nt
Organism: Acanthamoeba castellanii str. Neff
Lineage: Eukaryota; Discosea; Longamoebia; Acanthamoebidae
Exons: 5
Coding region: 1-699 (232 amino acids)
Molecular function (GO): protein binding
Source: RefSeq, a predicted model, not a curated record